CCCGGACUCCUGCCUUCCUCCGGGAGCCGCGCCGAGCCCGCACUCACUUCUUUCCUUUUCCUGAAUUUGAACCACCGGACCCACCGUCUCGUAGUCCACGCGGGAGGCCUGGGGCGAUGGACCCGUUUACGGAGAAGUUGCUUGAACGAACCCGUGCCAGACGAGAGAAUCUUCAGAGAAAACUGGCUGAGAGGCCCACGGCAGCAGCAAGGUCUGCACUGCAUGCUAAGCGAGGCAGAGAGCCCCUGUCAGAAGCAAGUAACCAGCAGCCCCUGUCAGGGGGCGAAGAGAAAUCUUGUACAAAGCCAUCACCAUCAAAAAAACGAUGUUCUGACAAAGCUGAACUCGAAGUUUUGGACUUAGAAAAUAAAGAACCUGCUGAGUCAGCUGCUGCAAAGCCUUCUUCUCCAAGGCCUGUGCCCCUUCAAGCAGAGCCCCCAGCACCAGCUGCCAUCAGUGACUCUGUGGCUGCCCCAGUGUCGCUACUCAGCAUGGGCAGAGGGCUGAGCUCAAGAUCAGAAGCCUCUGCUGCCUCCUCAGUGAAAACGCGAAUGCAGAAGCUUGCUGAGCAACGGCGCCAUUGGGAUAGCGAUAUAGCAGAUGAUGUACCAGAAAGCUCACUCUUGUCAUCAAUGCCAUCUGAGGAAAAGGCUGCUUCACCUUCCAAGCCACCCCUUCCAAAUGCCUCAGCUACCCCAGUUGGGAGAAGGGGCCGUCUGGCCAACCUUGCUGCGACGAUUUGCUCCUGGGAAGAUGAUGUAAGCCACUCAUCUGCAAAGCAAAAUAGUGUACAAGAACAGCCUGGUACCACUUGUUUAUCCAAACCUUCCUCUGCAAGUGGAGCAUCUGCUAGCAUCAAUAGUGGCAGUGUUCAGCAGGAAGCUACAUGCUGUUCCCAAAGGGAUGGCAAGGCCUCUGUCAGUAAAGCCCCAUCUUCAAGUGCUGCCGAGGGACCAUUGCUUAAAGCCUCAGCGUCCAGCUCUGUGAAAGUGACAUCUUCCCCUGUGAAAUCUGCUACGCUCAUCCCAAGUACUAAGAACCGUGAGGCACAAAAUGCUGAGCUACUUCACAAAACUACUAGUCCUCUGAAAACAGAGGCAUUGAAGCCAAGGGAGAAACCAGCUUUACCCCAGGCAGUUCAGGCCAAAGAGGAAACAGACAGGGAAGUUUGUCUGCAGUCCCAACCCAGAGACAAACCAGCAACACCAGGAGGAAGAGGAAUUAAACCUUUUCUGGAACGCUUUGGAGAGCGUUGUCAAGAACACAGCAAAGAAAGCCCAGCUUAUAGAGCAUCUCAUAGGACCCCCAAUAUCACUCCAAAUACCAAGGCCAUCCAGGAAAGAUUAUUGAAGCAAAACACAUGUUCAUCUACUACCCAUUUAGCACAGCAGCUCAAACAGGAACGUGAAAAAGAACUAGCGGGUCUUCGUGGUCGAUUUGACAAGGGCAAUUUAUGGAGUGCAGAGAAGGAUGAAAAGUCAAGAAGCAAACAGCUAGAAACCCAGCAGGAAAUUCACUGUCAGAAUACUCCCCUCAAGAAACAUCAAAUUGUUUCAAACACCCCAUCGAGUUCUGUAACAGAUAAGGUGGUGGAAAAUCAAACUGCAGUGAAGAUUUCUAGUGCAGAGCCUUCAGGUUCCACUGAAAGCAAAAUGACAAAGUCCAGCCCUUUGAAAAUAACAUUGUUUUUAGAAGAGGAAAAGUCUUUAAAAGUCUUGUCAGACCCGAAGGCUGAGCAGGAGACUGAAGUAGUACGGGAAGUUGAGAUGAGUGUGGAUGAUGAUGCUAUCAAUAGCUCCAGAGUCAUUAAUGACAUCUUUAGUGACGUCCUAGAGGAAGGGGAACUGGAUAUGGAAAGGAACCAAGAGGAGAUGGAGCAAGUGGGAGCAGAAAACAGCGAGGAGCAGGAGGAUGCACUGAACAUCUCUUCAAUGUCUUUACUUGCUCCGUUAGCCCAGACGGUCGGGGUGGUAAGUCUAGAGAAUGUAAUUUCUUCACCCAAAUUGGAGCUGAGAGACACAAGCCCAAGUGCUGCAAGCCCCAAACCAGGAAAGUUCCAGAGACCCCGUGUUCCCCGAGCUGAGUCUGGUGACAGCCUCAGUUCUGAUGAUCGAGACCUUCUCUAUAGCAUUGAUGCUUAUAGGUCUCAAAGAUUCAAAGAAACAGAGCGCCCUUCCAUAAAGCAAGUGAUUGUUCGAAAAGAAGAUGUUGCUUCAAAAUUGGGUGAAAAGAAUAAUGUCUAUUCUUGUCAAGUUAAUAUCAAACAAAAAAUGCAGGAGCUCAAUAAUGACAUAAAUUUGCAGCAGACCGUGAUCUAUCAGGCCAGCCAGGCUCUGAACUGCUGUGUUGAUGAAGACCAUGGGAAAGGGUCCCUGGAAGAAGCCGAAGCAGAGAGACUUCUUCUGAUUGCAACUGAGAAGAGAGCACUUCUGAUUGAUGAGCUGAAUAAGCUGAAGAACGAAGGGCCUCAGAGGAGGAACAAGGCUACUGUCCUGUCUCAGAGUGGAUUUGCUGCAUCCCGAGGGUCUGUCACUUUGUCAGACAUCUGCUUGCCUCUGAAAGCAGACUUUGUCUGCGGCACCGCUCAGAAACCAGAUGCAUCAAAUUACUACUACCUAAUCAUGCUAAAAGCUGGAGCUGAGAAUGUGGUCGCCACACCAUUAGCAAGUACUUCAAACUCUCUUAGUGGUGACGCUCUGACAUUUACUACUACAUUUACUCUGAAUGAUGUUUCCAAUGACUUUGAAAUAAAUGUUGAAGUUUACAGCUUGGUACAAAAGAAAGAUUCAUCAGGCCUUGAUAAGAAGAAGAAAGCCUCCAAGUCCAAGGCUAUUACUCCCAAGAGACUUCUCACAUCUAUAACUUCAAAAAGCAACCUUCAUUCUUCAGUGAUGGCCAGUCCAGGAGGUCUCAGUGCUGUGCGCACCAGCAGCUUUGCCCUGGUUGGGUCCCACACACUGUCCUUAUCUUCCGUCGGAGACACUAGGUUUGCUCUGGACAAGAUAAAUUUUGAUGUAAGAGAGCAGGAGGCACUGGGCUAUUUGUUCCAGGAAAAGGUACCUUUUUUAUCUCCUUUGGAAGGUCAUAUCUGUUUAAAAAUCAGCUGUCAAGUGAAUUCAAGUGUUGAGGAGAAAGGUUUCCUAACAAUAUUUGAAGAUGUUAGUGGCUUUGGUGCCUGGCAUCGCAGAUGGUGUGUUCUCUCUGGAAACUGUAUCUCCUAUUGGACUUACCCAGAUGAUGAGAGGAGAAAGAAUCCCAUAGGAAGGAUAAAUCUGGCCAAUUGUAUCAGUCAUCAGGUAGAACCAGCCAACAGAGAAUUUUGUGCAAGACGCAACACUCUGGAAUUAAUUACCGUCCGACCACAAAGAGAGGACGACCGAGAGACUCUUGUCAGCCAAUGCAGGGACACACUCUGUGUCACCAAGAACUGGCUCUCUGCUGAUACUAAAGAGGAGCGGGAUCUCUGGAUGCAGAAACUCAACCAGGUGAUUGUUGAUAUUCGCCUCUGGCAGCCUGAUGCUUGCUACAAGCCGGUUGGGAAGCCUUGAAGUGUGGGAACUUCCGCAUCAUGGAGAGGCUUCGAUUGCUGUGUCAAAAGUGUCUUAAGAAGACAUAGUUAGGAGCAUCAGAUUUACAAGUUGUAUUUUAUGCUUUAAAUGUAAAGGGGUCUGUGCAAAUAUUCACUACAUAUUAUGCAGUAUUUAUAUCUUUUCUAUGUAAAACUUCACCCAGUUUCCCUUGCAUUCAUAAGUGUUUGACAGGCAAUUCAUGAGUCUCAUUUUCUAGAAACCUAAUUAGCCAGUUAUUCGUGACAAAAAAAAAUCUUAAUCAAGUUCAGAGUUGUCCUUUAGAGCUUUGCUUUUGAGGUAUCAAGGUCUCCUCUAGGUCACAAACAGAAACCUCUGGUUUGAUGAUUCCCUCUCCAGCCUCAGUGGUUUUUUAAAGAGGUUGUGAUCAUUCAUGGCUCAUGAGAUGGUUUGUUGCUAUAGUACUGAAUGCACUCUCAAAGAGUUUUGCAGAAACAUGUUCAGUGAUAGGGAUAAGACAAGACAACAAAAGCUUAUUAGUUUAAUAUGGACUUGGGGCUACUUUCUGAAGAGAUGUGGAGAUAGUGACACUAUGUGAUAUUUGGAGCUAAGUAUUUUGUAUAGAAGCAUUAAAAAUCACAUGGCUUGCAUUCACUCCGUUUCUAUUUAUGCAGUGUGGUGCACAUUUUCAUAGUAUUCAAGCUUUAUUAAAUAGUUAUUUUUUCAUCUAGCUUAGGGAUUCCUCAUUAACAUUAGUUUUUCCUCUUAUCAUAAGAACAAAUGUAAAUUGAAGAACAUUUACAUAAAAAGAUUUAAAUUUUUACCAAGCUGCUGUGAAUUACUACUUUGCUUGCCAAAGUUCUUGUCUUUUUCUUUCCUUUCAUAUCCAUCUAUGACAGUUUCUAGAAGUGUUUUGAGAUCAUUGGAAAAAAUAGUAAGCCAUAUUACCUCUAAAAGCCCAAUACCUUCUUGCAAUUUAGAAAUGUUGAAAUGCAUGGCUUCAGUUUUUCAGUACAGUUUGAAUUUCUUCUCUGACUGUUAAUUAUUGAUGGUUUCAUUUAUAAACACUAAAUCCUAUUACCUGCCAUUAUAUUUCUUACUCAUCUAAAUGUGUUUUUUCUUAUGUAUAUUACAAAAAUAUUUUAUGACUGCCUACAUAAAUAAAUAAUUGUAAAUGGUCAAAAGAAUCGUGUAUUUAAGAAAUGCUGUGUGUGGUGUAAUUGCUGGUACCCUCCAUGUUUUCCUCUCCAGCCUAAUGUUUCCCUUACUGAACGUAUUUGGUGGUGGGGUUAAAUGAGCAGGGAAUUCCAGAACGUGGUGAUGGAGUGAGUAUUUGGAGAGGCAGUGGGUGAGACUGACAGUGAUCAGCAGCUAGAACAAGGGACGGACUGAAUGGGACUGA
Molecule: messenger RNA, 4929 nt
Organism: Peromyscus maniculatus bairdii (prairie deer mouse)
Lineage: Eukaryota; Metazoa; Chordata; Mammalia; Rodentia; Cricetidae
Gene: Anln
Product: anillin, actin binding protein
Biological process (GO): actomyosin contractile ring assembly; septin ring organization; mitotic cytokinesis
Cellular component (GO): actomyosin contractile ring
Source: RefSeq, a predicted model, not a curated record